Messenger RNA from Quercus robur (English oak), 1968 nucleotides. RefSeq lists its product as uncharacterized. The record is from RefSeq and is a predicted model, not a curated record. Lineage: Eukaryota; Viridiplantae; Streptophyta; Magnoliopsida; Fagales; Fagaceae. Gene Ontology annotation, molecular function: zinc ion binding. Bases 1 to 1968 code for a protein of 655 amino acids. The transcript has a single exon.
AUGGUUGAUCCUGAAGUUGCUCGGCAAGCAUUUGGUUCUUCUUGGAAUGCGGACAUGACUUUUGCGAAAGGGUUGAUUUUUGCGAAUAAAGAGGCGGUGAAACGUGCACUAACAAUUUACGCUAUAAAGCAUAACAGAAACAUUGUGACUAGUAGGUCGACCAAAAGUAGAUUGUCUGUGAAAUGCGUCGAUGAGUCAUGCAUGUGGUACGUUGGGGCAGUCAAGAAGCCUGAACAUGGACUAUGGAUGGUCACAUCUUACAGGGGUCCUCAUAGUUGUAUACCCCUUGCCACGGCCCUUGAUGGUAGAAUGAUGGAUUGUAAUUUUCUUGUAGCAGAAUUUGUUCCAUUGUUGCAAGAAAAACACACGGCAACAAUUUAUCACCUCAGAGAUUUCGUUAAAGGGAAGUAUUAUGGGCAUAAGCUUUCUUACUAUAAGAUAUGGGAUGCGAAACAACGAGUUAUUGCAAAGAUAUUCGGGGAUUGGGAAGAGUCUUGCCAAAAGUUGAGAAAAUUAUUAUUGGCAUACUUGGAUCAAGAAACUGGCACCCGGUACUGGUGGCACACCAUACCCAGGGACGAGUUCGGUGAUACAAUAUUGCGCUAUGUAUUUUGGGCUUUCGCUCCAUGCAUUGAAGAAUUCAGGCAUUGUAAGCCAGUGAUCAGUAUUGAUGGGACUCAUUUGUAUGGUAAAUAUCGAGGGGUGUUGUUGAUUGCAAUGGCCACCGAUGCCAACAACAAGGUUUUGCCUCUCGCCUUUGCCAUUGUGGACAAAGAGUCAGGGCCUAGUUGGAGGUGGUUUUUAGAAUGUCUCAGGAUCUCACUGGAAGAUGUGAUAGCAGAUAAGGACAUUUGCAUAAUUUCUGACCGACAUAAGGGUAUUCAAAACGCAAUUGUAAACUGGCCUAGAGAUGAUGAUGGACGACUACGAGUAGUUCACAGAUAUUGCCUUCGACAUGUUACUAGCAACUUUAACACGCAUUUUCAAGAUGCCACUUUAAAGUCAUUGGCCUUGAAAAUGGGGUAUACUACUCAGGAAGUUAAGUUUGAGUUGUACAUGCAACCUAUCAAGGAAGCCGAGAUUGAGGCCCUUAGGAAGAAACGGAGAACCGAGCGGCAGGAAAGUGAACCCGACUCAUCCAUCAUGCCAUACACAUAUCUAAUGAAAGAGGAUCUAAACAUGUGGACCCAGCUACAUGAUGGUGGAUACCGUUAUGGGGCUAUGACAACCAAUGUCUCGGAAUGCUUCAAUGGAGUACUAAAAGGUGCCCGUGGCCUAUCCAUUGCUGCAAUUGUUGAAUUCACUCAUUGCAAACUUGUUGCGUAUUUCCAUGAUCGACACAAAGAAAUUACUCAUGAUCUCUCACAGGGCAAGGUAUGGAGUAAAUAUGCCUUAAAAAUCUAUGGACAAAACCUACAAAAAUCUCUUGGCCACCAUAUAAAUGCGUUUAAUUAUGUGAAUGGUAUAUAUCAAGUAAUUACUGCAUACAACAUCCAUAGCUCUGGAGGGAGACACCAUAGUCAUGAAGUAAACCUAAUGGACAGAACAUGUCGUUGUGGAAAGUGGCAAAAUCGAAAGAUCCCUUGUUCACAUGCAAUUAAAGCUCUUCAGCACUUGGGGCAAGAUGCGACUACAUAUAUUGACCCAUGUUAUAGUUUGAACAAUGUCAUUCGCACCUACUCACAUGCAUUUGUGGUGCCAAAGUCAGAGUCAUUGUGGAGGGAUGUGAACGGUCCAAAGUGGGUACCUAACCCAAACCUGUUAUGGGGCAAAGGUCGACCUGUGGUGUCUAGGAUACGGAAUGAGAUGGAUGGGGUCCGACGAGAACCAGGAAGCCGGAGGCCAAAUUUUGACUUGAGGGAGAUUCAACAAAAGCAAAGUUGUGGACUGUGUCAUCAACAUGGGCAUAACUGUAGAAGAUGUCCACUUUCUCGUGGGGCUUCGACAAGCAGUAAUGAUCCAAACUAG